AUGACUAGAACAACGAAGCCAGAACAUCCGCCGUCUGGCAAUGUCACAAAUGUUGUUGUGGCAGGCGGAACGCAAGAGGAGCAACAUGAGCCGAGUUUUUCUGAGACCCAAGUAGGAGAAGGGUCAGGUACGUCUGCAGAUGCUAUAUCGGCCGAGAAUACACAUGCUACCACAUCACAUGUUGGAGAUUCUCAAGCGGAUAUUGUUGUUGGAGACGACCCACGUGUCGAAGUGAGAGUCGAGUCGGGUGGGAGCAUCUUCUGGCCACGUGAUGCUUCGAUUAAGUUCCGAGAUGUUUUCAAAUCAAAAUUAGUGAAAGAAGGAAGCAAGUGGCUCUCCAUACCAGAAGAUACACGCCGGUGGUAUACGACUGAGAUGAAGAAGUACAUCAGGUGGGAUCCGGCUCAUGAGGAAAAAGUGUUAAAGAAACUUAAUACUAGCGCACAAGAGGCCUAUAACAAGUGGAUGAGUGAUAUUCGAGGUGGGCGGGAUAAAACCACACACAAGAUUAUCCCCACUGCGGUGCUCGGUGCAUGGAAAAGGGCUUGGAGCUCCAAUGAUGCACACAAAAGGUCAAAGACUGCCAAGACUAAUAGAAGUCGGGGCAAUUUAGCAAAUAAUCCAGAGUCGAUGCAUACCGGGGGAUCUCGUUCAUGGAGAUGGCAAAAAAACUGGAUGGAAUGAAACAUAUUGAAGAGGGGAUGUCCCAACUUGGGGACAAUCACUAUAGCAAGGACGAGGCGUUUCUAACCUUAGUCCCCCGUGAUAAGAAAAAAUGUAUAUUUGGGUUGGGAUCGUUGGCAUCAACGGUUCUUACUGAACAAUCAUCGUUUAACAGUGACGGCCGCACCCUUACAGUUGAACCUACAGAUAUGGAACGCAUAAUGAGAAUAGAACACGAGCAGCAGAUUAUGAAGGAACAAAAUAUGACCAUCAUGGAACAGUUACGGAAGAUUCAGGCUCACUUACACCGUCGUAACCCGGACGGCGAUACCGGUGCUCCCCCGAUCGCGUGAUGCGUUGAGGAGUUGGCAAAUUUUGGGCAUAUUGGAGAGAAAAGCAGAACGCAGGAAGUCCUUAGGCGUGAUCAUGAAGCAGAAAAAAAUGAAAAUUGCAAAAAGGUCCUCCGGGGUUAAUUAGCAAUUUUAGAAUUGUUUGGUUUAAAGUGCAAAGGGGAUCUUGGGAUGGACUUGAAGAGACACGAUUUUUUCAUUUGAAGAGGAGAAGAGAAGGGGACUACCACGUUCUCUACCACGAUCUCACCUACAACCUAUUUUCUGAGAGAAAGAGAAGCGAAGGAAGAUACUACGUACAGGAACUUUGGAGAGCAACGCAGAAGAACUUCCGGGCACCCUUUUUCUUCAUUUCUAGAAUUGGUUUGUUGUCGAUUUUUAAACUUGAAGGCAUGAUGAACUCUUUGAUUCAUUUUAUAUUUUUAAUUGCUAUGGAUUGCGAGUAGUUUCAUUUAUAGU
Messenger RNA from Andrographis paniculata, 1472 nucleotides. RefSeq lists its product as uncharacterized. The transcript is spliced from 8 exons. Bases 1 to 684 code for a protein of 227 amino acids. NCBI's taxonomy places the organism in Eukaryota, Viridiplantae, Streptophyta, Magnoliopsida, Lamiales, Acanthaceae. The record is from RefSeq and is a predicted model, not a curated record.